Pseudonaja textilis is the source of this 2361-nucleotide messenger RNA. The record is from RefSeq and is a predicted model, not a curated record. Lineage: Eukaryota; Metazoa; Chordata; Lepidosauria; Squamata; Elapidae.
GAGCCAAUGGGCAGCCAGCGUAACGGUCGCCCCGUUGCAUGCCGGGCGGCGUAGUCUUGCAAGCGCUGUGAGGUGGAAAAAGGCCUCGGCCGAAGCCCGAGACUGGGUUGAGCGGCGGAGCCCGGUCCUGAGCGCCUUCUCCGGGCCUCCCCGCGGCGGCCUUCGCCUCCUCCCCCGCCUCGCCCACCGCGCCUCGCCUCCCGCGCGCCAAGAUGGCGGCCGAGGUGGACUUCGGCGACCGCGAGCUCUUCCAGCAGCUGGAGGCCGACGAGGAGGCGCCCUCCGACCUGAGGCCCGGCCCGGCGGAAGAAGCGGCGGACCUCCGCGAGCGGCUGAGGGACUCCGAGGAGACCGUUAGGCAGCUGCGGGCGGAGAAUCAGGAACUCAGAAGAAAACUGAACAUCCUGACUCGACCAAGUGGACUAAUAGUGGAUGACUGUAAACUUGAUGGACCUUUGUUACAGAUCUUGUUCAUGAAUAAUACCGUUUCAAAGCAAUAUCAUCAAGACAUAGAAGAGUUUGUAUCCAGUUUAGUUCAGAAAUACGAGGAGCAGCAGAGGAAUGAAUUGGACAAGGCCUGCUUCAAUGUUAAGCCUCAGCCUUCUAGCUUUGUCCUGGAAGAGGAUCAAAAAGUAACAAGCUCAAAUGUGUCCAAAAAAGUCAAAGAGGCUUUUAGCGUUAUAGGAAGUGUUCUCUAUUUUACCAAUUUUUGUCUUGAUAAACUGGGGCAGCCUAUAUUAAAUGAAAAUCCUCAGCUCACAGAUGGAUGGGAAAUACCCAAAUACCAGCAAGUUUUCACGCAGAUUCUUUCUCUAGAUGGGCAAGAGAUACAAGUAAAGUCUAAAAGCAGGCCCAAAUCUCAUUGUUUCAACUGUGGCUCUGAAGAUCACCAGAUGAAAGAUUGCCCACAGCCACGAAACUCUGCCCGCAUAAAUGAAAAAAGAAAAGCUUUUAUGGAGGCCUGCGGGGAAACAGGCAGCCCAAAUUUCCAGCAGAGGUACCACGCGGAUGAAGUGGAAGAGCGGUUUGGACGCUUCAAACCAGGAAUAAUCAGCGAGGAACUCCAGGAUGCCCUCGGUGUCACCGAGAAGACGCUUCCUCCCUUCAUCUAUCGCAUGCGGCAACUGGGUUAUCCUCCAGGCUGGCUGAAAGAGGCAGAGAUGGAGAAAUCCGGCUUAACGCUCUACGACGGAAAAGCGUCGCCCAGCAGUGAGGCAGAGGAGGAGCCCCACCAGCAGAAUCCCCGGGUCACGUACGAUCUCUCCAAGUUGAUCAACUACCCAGGUUUUAACAUGUCCACUCCAAGUGGGGUCGCAGACGAAUGGCGGAUGUUCGGCUCGGUACCUCUUCAGCCAUCCCAGCAGAAAGAAAUUUUUGCUCAUUAUCUUUCCACUUACCAUUCGGCCAAUCUCAAAUCCAGGCCCAAAAGGCCUCCCUCUCGCCAGAGCUCCCAUCAUUCGAAACGGCAGAAAGGAAGCAGCGUUGAAAUCCCACCAGCUGACAUGGAGAUCGACUCUGAUCUAGAAAUGCCCCCUAGCCCUCCCGCUUACGACGGCUUCCACUUCCAGCCUCCGUUGCCUCCGGGGUCUCCGCUGACCGCCACUCCCCCCCCUCUGCCGCAGGGCACCCCGCCAGGGACCCCCCCCAGCCUGACUUCUCCUCCACCUCAACCGCUGUCUUGUGUGCCAGCAGCCCUGCCUCGCGACACCCCGCCUUGGACGCCGUCUGCCCCGCGGCCGGAGGACUCGGCCAUGGAUGAAGAUACCUUGACCCUGGAGGAGCUGGAGGAGCAGCAGCGGUUGAUUUGGGCGGCCCUCGAGCAGGCGGAGAGCGCCAACAGCGACUCGGACCUCCCAGCCGGGACUCCCAUGGCCGGCAACUCUGGGACGUCGACCCCCUGCAGGACGGAGCCUUCCGUUCCCCUGGAGGAAGCAGCCCCCCAACCGCCAGAGGUCUCCGAAGCUGAGCCCAAGCAGGAACCCCAGGCUGCCGAAGAGCCUGGUCCUCAACAGGCCAUUGAACUAGUGGAUUUGACAACCGAGGCGGAAGCCAUUCCCACAGACUCUGAAAGCCAAGACCAAACCUGCUCCUCGGAUCCCGCCGGCUGCCUGAAUCACAGCGACGCUCCCGCCCUUCCCAAUGCCAGCGAGUCGCCUUCCUCCAAGCCUCCUGGCCUCGUUCCCGACAUGAGCAAGUUUGCUGCUGGGAUCACACCUUUCGAAUACGACAACAUGUCGGAGUCCACCGGGACUUACCUCCGGAUAAGGAGCGCGCUGAAAAAAUACCCAAGAAGCCAGCUGAAGAAUAAGAAACUUUCCCUUUAACAGCCCAACUCGGGCCAGGGACAAACAAACCAAAAAA